This is a messenger RNA of Polypterus senegalus (gray bichir), 3555 nucleotides long. It is a transcript of the gene gpr107, whose product is annotated as G protein-coupled receptor 107. Bases 11 to 1642 code for a protein of 543 amino acids. Lineage: Eukaryota; Metazoa; Chordata; Cladistia; Polypteriformes; Polypteridae. The record is from RefSeq and is a predicted model, not a curated record. The transcript has 18 exons. Gene Ontology annotation, cellular component: membrane; Golgi apparatus; clathrin-coated vesicle. Gene Ontology annotation, molecular function: clathrin heavy chain binding. Gene Ontology annotation, biological process: clathrin-dependent endocytosis.
UUUUGGUAAAAUGGCAGCGAAAAGUAACGGUGGGAGCUCGGUGUUUUGUGCCGUGCUGCUAUUUUAUUUAUUGCAGCUGUUCGGACAGAGUGAUGCUCGGCUUCACCACCUCGUUCUUAAGGAUGACGUGAGGCAGAAGGUCCACCUCAACACCUUUGGCUUCUUUAAAGAUGGCUACAUGGCUGUGAACAUGAGCAAACUGUCGAUGUCUGGUGGAGAGAUUUCCAAGAUUGACAGUUCUACGCUUGGCUUUAGCCUGGACAGAACAAGUAAUGAUGGAUUCUCAACAUAUUUGGAUGAAGAUGUCGAUUACUGUAUCUUAAAGAAGUUCCCCAGCAAUGAUGUUUCAGUAACACUUCUGUUGCUGGACUUUAGCAAUGGUUUAGUGAAAAUCAAGACUUCUGCUGAUGACACCAAAUUGCCUCGUAUCGUCACAGGGAAAAAUGUGUCUUGGGAUAAACCUGUUAAGGAGAAGAAGAAAAAUGACAUGUCACGUGAUCCGACUCCAGAUAAUGCCAAAAAAAGCAAGCGAGACACUGAUAAGGAGAAGAAUGCAGAGUUGUCAUUCCCUCUACAAAGUAAAGACAGUGUCUACUCAUUCCAGUUUUCCUUCAAUGUGAGCAGUGAUGACCAACAAGGGCUGUACAACCUUUAUUUCCACAACUGCUACAGCAGGGAAACCCAAAGCAGCGAGAUGCUCAAGUUCAGCAUUGAGAUUAACAUUGAAGAGAAGAACCCCAACAGUUUCCUGUCUGCAGGAGAGAUACCUUUGCCAAGACUGUACAUUUCCAUGGCACUCCUUUUCUUAUUUGUUGGAAUUGUCUGGGUUCACAUUCUCCGCAAGCGCAGGACUGAUGUGUUCAAAAUUCACUGGCUCAUGUCUGCUCUGCCCUUCACCAAAUCUCUCUCCCUAGUGUUUCAUGCGAUUGAUUACUACUACAUCUCAAGCCAGGGCUUUCCUAUUGAAGGCUGGGCUGUGGUUUACUACAUCACCCACUUGCUUAAGGGAGCCCUGCUGUUUAUCACUAUAGCCCUGAUUGGAACAGGCUGGGCUUUUAUAAAGCACAUCUUAUCUGACAAAGACAAGAAGAUCUUUAUGAUUGUCAUUCCUCUUCAGGUAUUGGCAAAUGUUGCUUACAUUAUUAUUGACUCCACUGAAGAAGGCACCACUGAAUAUGGUCUGUGGAAGGAGAUUCUUUUUCUGGUGGAUUUACUUUGCUGUGGUGCUAUACUCUUCCCUGUUGUCUGGUCAAUAAGGCACUUGCAGGAAGCAUCAGCAACCAAUGGAAAAGCUGCAAUCAUCCUGGCCAAGCUGAAGCUUUUCAGACAUUACUAUGUUAUGAUUGUCUGUUACAUUUAUUUCACACGCAUAAUAGCCAUCCUCAUCAAAAUUACGGUGCCAUUCCAGUGGAAGUGGAUUUACCAGCUCCUCGAUGAACUGGCCACUUUGAUAUUUUUUGUCUUGACUGGAUACAAGUUCCGCCCGGCCUGUGGAAACCCAUAUCUGCUGCUGCCCACGGAGGGAGGUGUGGACUUGGAGAUGGACAACGUGGUGACGGGAAAUACCACCGGGAUGAUGGAAGGCAUCAAAAAGGUGAAGAAAGCAUCGAACGGCUCCUCGAACGCAGAUUGCAUGGCCUGAUGGGACGCCGACUCCUUCACAGACACCACAAGAGCAGGGCUGGACCGACCUCGACUUCUCUUCAUCCGGGACUGUUGUUGUUUUUUCUUUAUUUUUGAUUUUGUUUUUCCUCUCAACGGGAUGCGCAUUUAAAAAACGAGUCCACUUGUGCUUCACUUGAACUGGCCUUGGCGUCGAAGCGCAGGCUUUGUGCUCUCUGACGUGACGCGGUAAAGCCCUCGUCGGGGGACUUAAAGCCGACACUCCUUAUUUAAAGACUUCUCUUAUCCUAAUUCCACGUGUAAACAUUUCUAACAACUUUCAUUGACGUUUGUCGGUUCGAUGCCGAGGGAUGCUAAACGUCUUCUCCUGCCGUUUUCUUUGAGGAUUGUGAAUGGUCAGUAAUGUAGAGAGAGACGUUCUGCUUUACCACUUAUGUGUGCAGAUGCUGAAGAGCUGGUGGGCAGGCAGCAGUUGACGUCUCGCAGCCCGCUGUCCCCCCAACUCUCUUUUUUUUUAUGUCUUGGUAUGCAGUGCUGUCUGAAAGCCGUCAUGUCGUUACUGAUGAUCCUCGCCUGUGAAGGGAGGCGAAGUGCAUCAGUGAGCCUCGGCGUUCAUAUCCUCUGUGUGGGGCGGAGGGCCGCGUUACGUGGUGGUGUUCGUCUGUCGAUCGGGGAGCAGGGACGGUACUGAAUUAGGGGCGAGCACAAAGCCUUCACAUUUAAAAUCGUGUUAAACAGAGGACUGCUGUGACCACCUUUGUGUUUUUCUGAGGGGCCGUGCCCCCCUAAAACGUUGCUUUUUCUGAUUUUAUUCACUAAUCUUAAUCUUUGGGUGUCGUGUGUGACUUUGUGUUUUAAAUCCGGUCGUCUUCAGGCCAGAUCUGCAAGCAGUGGCCCGUUUCUGGAGUCGCUCCCACAGUUCUCCUAAAUCGGUGCUAAGAUUAGAGGUUUGUAGGGCACACCAAGAACGUGGACCACAAGAGGCCUGGCAGAUGUGACUGUUAUUGAGUAGAAGAUAAAACUAAAAGUCGCUCGGCUGUAAGCGUAGUGUCACAUCAGGGCUGGAGACGCAUGCCAACCACACCUCAGCCAGCAAUACAGGGCUGUGUGUUUGGGGGGGCCGCCUUGUUCAUCUGCACGUGGGCGUUCUUCAAGUUUCCAUCGACACUGAGAGGCAGGGGGCACCUUUAGAAACUGGAAGGUACUAACAGAGGAAUACAGUCACGCACAGGAGAGGGAAAAGUGCCAUAAAGGGCCGAACAAUGCGUCUGCAUUCUGGUUCAUUAUAGCCGUUUUAAACAUUCUUAUUAAAUGUAAAACCUUUUAUGGCUGCAGUAAUGUGACACCUCAAUCAUGUGACUGGCGAUUGGCGCUACGACCAAUAACAGCGCAGCACCAAGGAGCCACAAAGUGGAGGCGACAAUAAUGAUUCAGAAUGGCGCCACAUAAAGAUCAAGAUGAUAGAGCGGCCUUGUUGAUUUACUGUAACGUGUUUUCAUCGCAGCAGACAUUCACGCCAGCGUCUACACGUUUAGCAGCGCCAUCUUUGGGUUUUCACUGUUUGGACAUGUGAUGUACUUACCCAGCUUGGCACUGCAGCCCUGGGUCUUACGAGUGAAUUUCUGUUGAGAGUUUGGACGGCGAUGGAGAAGUCGCACUCGCCGUAAGUGCGGAUUCACAGCGGGGCGCGAGACUGGAAGGACCGUAGAUGAUGACGUGAUGUUGCAGCCUUUCAUCCAGCGGAUCGAGAGGAUUCACCUGCAGGUGGGCAUUCUGGAAGUUUACAUUCACGCUGUAAUGCCAGGGGGCACCUUUAGAAACUGUCCUGGCAGGUUUUCGUAGAAGUCAGAAACUGAAAAAUACUGUAAGAAAUGUAAGUGUUUGCUGCAUUAUGGGUAAUGGAAAAUAAAUUUUUAAAUGUGUUUGCCUUCA